Molecule: messenger RNA, 2223 nt
Organism: Pleurotus ostreatus (oyster mushroom)
Lineage: Eukaryota; Fungi; Basidiomycota; Agaricomycetes; Agaricales; Pleurotaceae
Exons: 5
Coding region: 1-2223 (740 amino acids)
Source: RefSeq, a predicted model, not a curated record
AUGGCCGCCUCCUCCACCUCCACCUCCCUCCAGCCGCUGCCAGCCUCCACUGGCCGGAGACGCUCCAACUCCAACCUGCCGCAGCUGCAGCUCUCGUCAGCCUCCGCCCCAUCCAGCAGUGCGCCGCCGCCGUUGUCCCCCGUCGACUCGUCCUACUCCGACUCGUCCUCUCCCACCAUCUCCACCCCCGCAGACGACGUGCCCCUGCUCCUCACAGACUCCGCUGCAAAGCACCAGUCCAACAUGCUCUUCAUCGUCGCCGCACGCCUCUUCGACUGGGCAAACCCCCCACACCCAACCUCCGUCCCCACAUACGACGACGACCUCGUCCUCCCGCUCUCCGCCUCCCACCGCCAGACCACCUUUGACAUCCCCGAAAAACCAACUGUCAGACACGCGUGGUCGGCGUGGUAUCACGGCAUUCCUCCUAUCAACACCCCCCUCAUAAUCGUCAUCCUCUCCUUCCCCGCGUCCACCCUCCUCGUCCUCGUUGCCCUCACGUCCCUGCCCAUCUCCCUCUCCUGGCCCCGCACCCUCACAGACCUCUCCCAGCUCGGCCGCCAGCUCCACGGCUACUCACAGGCAGGCUGGAUCCCCUUCCUCCAUGUCAUCGCAGCCAUGUCCGUCACCGCAGUCUGGAAACACGCCUGGUCAAUACCCGGUGCCGUCAUCUGGAACGUCCUCGCAGGCGCCCUCUUCUCCCCCUCGUACGCCACCAUCCUCCUCACCCUCCUCACCACCCUCGGCUCCGUCCUCGCUUCCCAGCUCGCAAAGCCCCUCGCCCCCUUCCUCACCUACGCAUUCCCAAAGGCCCUCGCCAUGACCCGCACCGCCCUGGCUUUGGAACCCCCCUCCCCCUCACCUUCCACACCUGACGCUUCUAUCCCUCUAACCCCGAUCGCGCGAAGCCGGGGACCGGGCGCGGGGCGGUCGUCGCUGUACCCACCACUUACGACCCCCGCUUUCUCGCUCUCCUCCACCUCAACCGGACCCACCGCGCAAGUCCACGCGAACGCGAACGCGAAGCACCAAAAGCAGAAGUCCGCAGCGUGGGUGCGCCUCUCCGUCCUGCGCCUCAUCGGCAUCGUCCCCUGGUCCGGCAUCAACAUCGCCUGCGGCGUCACCGCCGUCCCCGUACGCGACUCGGCGCUGGGUGCGUUUAUUGGGAGCUUGCCGUGGACUGCUGUUACGUGCCAGAUCGGCGACAUUCUCCAAACGCUUGCAUCCUCCACAUCUUCCCUCUCCUCCUCCUCCUCUGGCCCCGCCGCCGACCUCGCAUCCUCCCUCCCCUCCGCGUCCUCCGCAUCCGCCGCCGUAGCAGCAGCAGCGGCUGCCGCCUCCGCCGCGCUCCUCUCCUCCAUCAACUCCACCGCGCCCUCCUCCCCCCUUGACGCAACAUCCACAGCAUCACUACUCAACACCCUUCAUUCCUCGACCACAACAUCGGGAGCACAGGGCGCGGUGUACACGCAUACAACCUCGUCGCAGACGAUACAGACGAUAUUGCUGUCGCCGGAGAUUCUGUUCAAGUUGGUGUUCCUGACUGUGCUGUCGCUUGCGCCGAUUCUAGGGCGAGAAAGGUUGAGGGCGUUCGUCGAGGGGCGGACAUCGUCGUCGUCGUCGGCACCGGGGGAUGAGAUGGACGCUGAGAAGGAAGAGGGUAGCACUGGCGGAGAUGUCCAGGAGAGUCCGAGCGCCAGCGCCGGUGGGAACGCAUGCAUCGCGAACGCCAAUGUCGGUGCGUGUAUCAGCAACGCGCGCCGUGAAUUAGGUGCAGGUGUGAAUGGGGGAGGGGGCAGCCCGAACGGCCUGGGGAACGGGCACGUGAAGAAGCGGGGCAGGCACUACAAGCGGUUCUCGUCGUUCUCGAUGCCGCAUUUCCCAAACCUCCCGACGCUCAACCUCCCGCACCUCCCGCACCUACCGCAUAUGCCGAACCUGCCCCAUCUGUCGCAUAGCGUGAAUAGCGGUGUGGCGGAGCUGCCGCAGACGAGUGCGACCGUGCCCGGGGGCGAGGGGGAGGGUGUGCGGAGCUGGCGGGCGCAUCUGCGCGCGACGCUGAGCUCGGUGGGCGGUGCGAUGGAGUCGGUGGGCGGUGCGAUUGGGGGUGUGGGCGCGGGCGUCGCGGAGGUCGUGGGCGGCCCGGAGUGGAGGCGCAGGGAGCGGGAGCGGGAGCUCGAGGUGCUGGUGAGGGAGAAGCGCGAUAUGGAGCGCGAGGUUUGA